Arachis stenosperma is the source of this 2795-nucleotide messenger RNA. RefSeq names its product neutral ceramidase 1-like. Gene Ontology annotation, cellular component: extracellular region. Lineage: Eukaryota; Viridiplantae; Streptophyta; Magnoliopsida; Fabales; Fabaceae. Gene Ontology annotation, molecular function: N-acylsphingosine amidohydrolase activity. The coding region runs from base 336 to 2672 and encodes 778 amino acids. The record is from RefSeq and is a predicted model, not a curated record. Gene Ontology annotation, biological process: long-chain fatty acid biosynthetic process; sphingosine biosynthetic process; ceramide catabolic process. The transcript has 10 exons.
AACAAUGAUGCCAAAAGGGGAAGCUUCUAAUAGAAACCAACGAAGUGAAUGCUCUCAUUCCUGAUUUUCUUCACCCAAACCAUUCAUUGUUUCUUUCCUUUCUUGUUUGCACUUCUUCCCACUUUUUAGUUGCUAUAUACUCCUUCUUUUACUCUCUCUCUCUCUCUCUCUCUCUCUCUCUCUCUCUCUCGGACAGUCAACUCAAGAGUUUAACUGAACUGAAGCUUCAUGUAAAGUUCGCAACUUUCUUCAUUUGGGUGGGAAAUGAGAAGAAGAAUUAGCUAAGGUUGAAAAAACAAGUUCCUUAUUUUCUGCUUUGAACUUGGGUGUGUGUGAUGGAGUUCCCUUUCUUUCAUCAUUUGAGUCUUUGGAGAACAUGUAGAAAUAUUCAAAUUUGGACCAUUUUCUUGCUCAUGCUCCUGCUGCUGAAGAGUGGUGGUGUGUAUUCUGAUUCUGAUUACUUGAUUGGUCUUGGAAGCUAUGACAUUACUGGACCUGCAGCUGAUGUUAACAUGAUGGGGUAUGCUAACACACAACAAAUUGCAUCUGGGAUUCACUUCAGGCUGAGGGCACGCGCUUUCAUUGUUGCCGAUGAAGACGGUAAGAGGGUGGUGUUUGUGAAUCUUGAUGCUUGCAUGGCUUCACAGAUUGUGACUAUCAAAGUAAUUGAGAGGCUCAAAGCAAGGUAUGGUGAUCUGUAUACUGAAGAGAAUGUAGCUAUAAGUGGAAUUCACACGCAUGCUGGCCCUGGAGGUUAUCUCCAAUAUAUUGUGUAUAUUGUAACAUCUCUUGGAUUUGUGCGCCAGUCGUUUGAUGUCCUUGUUGAUGGAAUUGAGAAGAGUAUUGUCCAGGCCCAUGAAAAUCUCCGCGCCGGAUCAAUACUUGUCAAUAAGGGAGAACUCCUAGAUGCCAGUAUAAAUCGCAGUCCCAGUGCUUAUCUCAACAAUCCUGCUGCAGAGCGAAAGAAAUACAAGUAUGAUGUUGAUAAAGAGAUGACACUUUUAAAGUUUGUUGAUGAUGACUUUGGACCUGUUGGAAGCUUCAAUUGGUUUGCGACACAUGGGACUUCAAUGAGCCGCACAAAUUCAUUGAUUAGUGGGGAUAAUAAAGGUGCUGCUGCACGGUUUAUGGAAGACUGGUUUGAGAAAGAAAGUUCUGAAAGAAAUUAUUCUGUUGGAUUGAAGAAUGAUCGCUUGCCACGAAGAGUCUCAAAUAUAAUUCCUGGUCUUCUUGAUAACCAUCAUGAAUUACUGGAAAUUACUGCCAACGUUCAAUCUCUUCCCAGCAGAUCAGCAACCAAAAAUUCGAGCGUUGCAAGACGAGUGAGAAGUGCACGUAGGCAGGCUGGCAAGCCUGAAUUCGUGUCAGCAUUUUGCCAAUCAAAUUGUGGCGAUGUUACUCCAAACGUGCUUGGAGCUUUCUGUAUAGACACUGGUCUACCUUGUGACUUCAAUCAUAGCACAUGUGGAGGAAAGAAUGAAUUGUGCUAUGGCCAAGGACCCGGCUACCCAGAUGAAUUCGAAAGUACACGCAUCAUAGGGGAAAGGCAAUUUAGAAAAGCAGUGGAACUUUUCAAUGAAGCAAAGGAUGAAAUUGAAGGGGAUGUUGAUUAUAGACAUGCCUAUAUAGAUUUAUCCACACUUGAAGUUACUAUUCACAAACGUGGAACUUCCAAGGUCAUAAGGACAUGCCCUGCUGCAAUGGGGUUUGCAUUUGCUGCUGGUACAACCGAUGGACCUGGAGCUUUUGAUUUCAAGCAAGGUGAUGAUAAGGGCAAUCCUUUUUGGAAGAUGGUUCGUGACUUACUAAAAACACCAACCAAGGAGCAAAUAGAUUGUCAGCAUCCAAAGCCCAUUUUGCUUGAUACUGGUGAAAUGAAGAAACCUUAUGAUUGGGCUCCAUCAAUACUUCCAAUCCAGAUCCUCCGAAUUGGGCAGUUUGUGAUUCUCUGUGUACCAGGAGAGUUCUCAACAAUGGCUGGGAGGCGUCUUUGCGAUGCGGUUAAGACAGUGCUAAGUAAUGACAAGGACUUUAAAAACAUGCAUGUUGUUAUAGCAGGGUUGACUAAUACCUAUUCGCAGUAUGUAACAACAUAUGAAGAGUACCAAGUGCAAAGAUAUGAGGGUGCUUCCACACUAUAUGGUCCGAACACACUGAGCGCAUACAUUCAGGAGUUCAAGAAGCUUGCAAAGGCCCUCAUCAGCGGCGAACCGGUAGAACCCGGUCCACAACCACCUGAUCUCCUGGAUAAGCAAAUAAGCUUCCUCCCACCAGUUGUUGUAGAUGGAACCCCACAUGGAGUAGACUUCGGAGAUGUGUGCUCUGAUGUGCCUCAAAACUCCACCUUCAAAUGUGGUGACAUGGUGACAGCAUCAUUCUGGUCAGCCUGCCCGAGGAACGACCUCAUGACCGAAGGCACCUUUGCAUUGGUGGAAUUUCGUAAAGGUGAGGAUAAUUGGGUUCCUGUUUAUGACGACGACGACUUUUGCUUACGAUUCAAGUGGUCAAGGCCCUCUAAACUCAGUUCUAGGAGUAAGGCAACCAUAGAAUGGAGGAUACCAAAUGAUGUGAAUCCUGGUGUGUAUAGAAUAAGACAUUUUGGUGCUGCAAAGAGUUUGUUUGGUUCAAUUCACCACUUUACAGGUUCAUCAAGUGCGUUUGUGGUUGCGUAGAGUCAUAGAGGUAGUUUAAUUGGUCAUCACUUUUACUCUGUGAUUUUAAUGCUCAACUCUAUGCAAUUUAUUUAGUGAAUGAAUCAUACAGAAGGAUGAUGCCAUUGUGUAUCAUUUGUUAUA